This is a messenger RNA of Dovyalis caffra, 1308 nucleotides long. NCBI's taxonomy places the organism in Eukaryota, Viridiplantae, Streptophyta, Magnoliopsida, Malpighiales, Salicaceae. The record is from the annotation of a GenBank genome assembly.
AUGAAGACGACGCGAUCACCUUUAAUCCUGUUUACAAUAUCAUUAUUAUCUCUGUUACUAUUCUCCGUAAUCUGGCCAACAGAAUCAACACCUGACAAAAUAAAUACAGUGUUAGAGCUAGAUGAAUCAAAUUUCGAUUCAACUAUCGCUUCCUAUGAUUAUGUCUUCGUCGAUUUUUACGCCCCUUGGUGCGGCCACUGCAAGCGCCUCGCUCCCGAGUUAGAUGUGGCUGCUCCGAUUCUUGCCGAAUUGAAGAAACCUAUAGUCAUAGCGAAAGUGAAUGCUGACAAGUAUACCCGACUUGCUAGGAAACACGAAGUUGAUGGAUAUCCGACCCUCAAGAUCUAUAUGCAUGGUGUUCCGACAGAGUAUUAUGGACCAAGAAAAGCAGAAUUGCUCGUUCGCUUUCUGAGGAAAUUUGUUGCUUCUGAUGUUGCUGUUCUUAAUUCAGACUCGGCUAUAAGAGAGUUUGUCGAAGAAGCUGGGACUCAUUUUCCUAUAUUUAUAGGUUUUGGUUUAAAUGAGACUGUGAUAUCAAAUCUAGGCAUAAAGUAUAAGAAGAAAGCUUGGUUUUCUGUAGCAAGUGAUUUCUCAGAUGAUAUGAUGGUACAAUAUGAUUUUGACAAGAUUCCAACUUUGGUAUCUAUUCAUCCAAGUUACAACGAUCAUAGCAUCUUUUAUGGUCCCUUUGAAGAGGAAUUUUUGGAGGAAUUCGUAAAACAAAAUUUUCUUCCUUUGGCUGUGCCCAUAAAUUAUGAGACACUGAAGGUACUGAAAGAUGAUCAGAGGAAAAUUGUCCUGACCAUCUUGGAGGAUGAGAAUGAAGAGAAAUCACGAAAGUUGAUCAAGACAUUGAAGGCUGCAGCAUCAGCAAAUCGCAAAUUGGUUUUUGGUUAUGUUGGGGUUAAACAAUGGGCAGAAUUUACUGACACAUUUGGUGUCAGUAAGGAGACAAAACUACCAAAAAUGAUUGUUUGGGAUGGAGGCGAGGACUAUUUUUCAGUUAUUGGUUCAGAAAGCAUUGAAGAGGAGGACCAGGGGUCUCAAAUCUCACAAUUCCUUGCAGGAUAUAGAGAAGGAAAAACGGAGCGGAAUAGAGUUAGUGGUCCAUCGCUGUUGGGCUAUAUCAAUUCACUGAUUGGAGUUAGAACUGCUUACAUAAUUGUGUUUUUGGUUGCAAUGCUGUUUCUGAUCCGACAUAUUAGCAAAGAGGAACCUCUAAGGGUUGGUACCCGAGACGAAGUUGAACGUGCGACAAGCUCUGAAGCUGAAAGCUCAGAGUAUAGACCUGGAAGUAAGCAAGACUAG